Rhopilema esculentum is the source of this 1697-nucleotide messenger RNA. Its product is annotated as signal peptide peptidase. Gene Ontology annotation, molecular function: aspartic endopeptidase activity, intramembrane cleaving. Lineage: Eukaryota; Metazoa; Cnidaria; Scyphozoa; Rhizostomeae; Rhizostomatidae. The record is from RefSeq and is a predicted model, not a curated record. Gene Ontology annotation, cellular component: cytoplasmic side of endoplasmic reticulum membrane; lumenal side of endoplasmic reticulum membrane; membrane. Gene Ontology annotation, biological process: membrane protein proteolysis.
UUCUUGGAAGACAUGUCUAAGUGUAGCAAAAUUUCUAGGAAAACAAAUACUUUUGUUUACGAAUUGUGAAGACGUUUUUUAUAAGAGUAGCAAGGCAACCAGUCUGCCAGACAGAUGCAGAAAGCUCGCUCGUUCAGUUGAAGCUCGACUUGAAGCACAGCUUGUUCACUUGUUCACUGAAUUUUUCUGCGUCAACCAAAGAUGGCAGAUUUGGCUGAGGAGACUCUCAAAGCUGCAGCCAACAAUGCAAAAACAAAUGCGCCUACAUCCCAAGUUCAUGAUACACCAGAAGGACGUCUCGUUGCUGAUUGUUGCCUGAUCAUAAUGGCAUUGAUACCAAUUUACAUCGGAUCUUUUCGAUCUCAGAAGCGCAAGGACCAUCCUAACGCACUAACGAUAUUUGGCCACAGUAUUGAAAGAUACGGCAAAGAAGAUGCCUUUAGAGAACUUAUCGAAUUUAACGUCGUUCUUAUGGCCCUUUAUACUGCUUUCAAGGUUAGCAGAAACGAAUCCGUCCAUCCCUUGAUCCUGGUUUUCCUCUACAUUUUUGCUGGAUAUCGCAUUCUCCCAGAUGUAUGGAGGUAUUUAAAAAGUAUGUGGAAUAGUAUCCGUGGACAAAACGUGAAUGAAGUACCAAAUACAGCAGAGGAAUCUGGCGAGAAAAUUGAGAGCAUGAGUAAGAAAGAUGCUGCUAUGUUCCCUAUCAUAGCAAGUUGCACACUUUUUGGCCUCUACAUUUUCUUCAAGAUUUUUGGCAAAGAGUAUAUUAACCAUCUUCUGGCAUUGUACUUCUUUGUACUUGGGGUCAUGUGUUUAGCAAAUAUAUUGAGGCCAAUUUUGAAUCUUGUUACACCUGACUCGUUUCCGAGGUCAGAUUAUCACAUCAUGUUAACUGAAGGACAACCCCCAGAGCAAACAGAGUAUCUAAAUUUCAAGUUUGAUCGAGUUGAUCUGAUAUGCCUUGCCAUCUCCAGCAUCAUUGGUUUGUGGUAUCUUGUUAAGAAGCACUGGAUUGCCAACAAUGUCUUUGGUCUUGCAUUCUCUUUGAGUGGAGUGGAGCUUCUGCAUUUGAACAGCUUUCCAAUUGGAUGCAUUCUCCUUGGUGGUUUGUUUGUAUAUGACAUCUUCUGGGUGUUUGGAACAGAUGUUAUGGUUACAGUUGCCAAAUCAUUUGAUGGACCUAUCAAAUUGGUUUUUCCAAUGGAUUUCUUAGAGCAUGGAAUAUAUGGUAAAAAUUUUGCCAUGCUUGGCCUUGGAGAUAUUGUCAUUCCAGGGAUUUUCAUUGCUUUGUUGCUUAGAUAUGAUUGCAGUAAGCAAGAUGGAAACAGAAAGCCAUUUUUCUUCACAAGUUUCUUGGCUUAUUUCCUUGGUUUGGUGAUGACAGUUGUAGUCAUGCAUUUCUUCAAAGCUGCCCAGCCUGCAUUGCUUUAUCUUGUUCCAGCCUGUAUUGGCAGUGCAAUUAUUGUCGCAAUAUUCAAAGGAGAAGUUUCAGACCUUUUCAAAUAUGAGGAUCACCCUGAGGAAAUGAUCAAGAAAGAUGAUGAAAGUUGUUCAAAGAAAGCUGAAGUGGAAGAAGAUUCAACAGAUGAGGCAAAAAAGGAAAAGUAAACAUUUCCCGUUAACAUCCUGUUGUAUAGAUAGUAAAUUGAAUUUCACUGUUAGAUAUCGUUGGAUUCAAAUCUAAAGUAUUCAAUAUA